Messenger RNA from Zophobas morio, 2774 nucleotides. RefSeq names its product heat shock 70 kDa protein-like. Gene Ontology annotation, molecular function: ATP-dependent protein folding chaperone; ATP binding. The record is from RefSeq and is a predicted model, not a curated record. Gene Ontology annotation, cellular component: cytosol; cytoplasm; plasma membrane. Lineage: Eukaryota; Metazoa; Arthropoda; Insecta; Coleoptera; Tenebrionidae. The transcript has 3 exons. The coding region runs from base 148 to 2691 and encodes 847 amino acids.
AAGAUAACAGACAAAUAUCAAAGAAAACGUAUUAUCGAUACGAGAGAUACGAGAAAUUUUAGAGUUAGUUAAAGGUGAAAUAAUAAAAACACUCUUCUAUUUUUGCAACCUACUUCUGAGUUCCAGAUAUCUCAAGUUUAGAUCAUAAUGGAAAUCCAAGCAAUAAACACCCAAAUGAUCAAUCUCGUACGCAAAAUCGAUGCUGACGAAGGAGCAAUCGAUCUCUACGUCAAACAGCAAAUAUUGCAAGCACUAAAUUUUUAUUCAGAUCAGGUCAAAAAGUCAAAAUGCAGUUCAACUGUACAAGAAAACCUCAAUUACGCAAAAAGCAUGUUACUAAGUCUACCAGCACAAAGAAACGACUUGGAAAUCUCAGCUAUAUCGAACCGUGAACUUAGCUAUAUGAGACAGAACUUGAUGGAAAUGGAACAACAAAUUAAGCGUAAUAAAAUUCAAAUGGACAAAUAUGCAAACAUUCUGAAAAUAACCUCUCACCAAGCACAGCAUGUAGAUCGAUUUAAACCUUUCAGCAUUAAGCAACGUAUUGAUUUGUCCUUGAUGUUUCUAACAUUAUACACAUAUACAGAGCCUGUAAAAAUUAGAAACGUGUUAGCAUCGACGAUUUUGCCGUGCUUGAAACGAGUGCGGUCUCAUAUUGCAAACUUCAACAUACAGAAGGUAAUUCCAGCAGACGUUAAGGUGGUUAGAAAUGUACUGUCAGAAGUCUUAGAUAUGUUGGAAAUUACUAAAAUAAGUUGCACAGAGACGCUAGAACAAGUUGCGCAGAAAUAUACAAAAAAUAUGUUUUUAGGAGAUCCGAAUCACACUUUGAACGCUUUAAGUCACGAGUUGGAUGUCUACCACGAUGAUAUUACAACACUUAGUGUCCCAGUCUCGGAAGAUAUUUUAAAGUCGAUUGAAGAAAAAAUUUUGUGCUUUAUGAAUGUUAAACUUCCGCAGGUUCCUAGCCAGAAUGACAACAUCAAAGAGAAAAAACGCCAACUCUGUGAAGAAGCUAAAUUUAUUCUAUAUAAUUUAGAGAAUGUUAAUGCACAAAAUUUCCGUUUAAGUCAGACUGAAGAAAAAAUUUCGCAGAUAGUUGACUCCAAUCGUGAAUUUGAAGAAAAAAUAAAUCUUUUGGAAAAUGUGAAACAAAUAACUGGGCAGAUUGACACGAUCAAUGAAACACUACUUUCCAAAAGAAAUGAAAUUCUGAAAAAAAUAUCAGGACAUUUAAUGGCAGAAGCAGCUGCUUAUGCUAGGCAGAAGUUAGAAGUUGUUGAUGAUUACAUUAACUAUGCGCAAAAAUUUGCUUUUCCGAAGCAUAUUGAAAUGUACGACAUCAAAAUGGGAGAAAUUCGUGCAUUGAAGAACAGUCUUGAAAAUUUAUCUGCAGACAAUGAACUUUGUAUUAAAGAAAGAGUUCAAGUAUUUAGGGACCGUGUAGAAGAGGCUGCCACAGUCCUAGAAAAGAAAGCGGGCGAAAACGAAGAAACCAUUUUAAGCUUGGAGAGUUUACAAUCCAUUCUAGAAGAAAUUUUAAACAGUGAAGACUCUUGGACUUUAGACGCGUUUAAUAGUUAUAGAAGUGAGAUUGAAAUCAUUGAUAGUUUCUCUUCUAAAAUUAUUAGCAAGAAAUUAGAAGUACUUAAAUGUCUUCAUGACUUCGAAAGGAAGUUUUAUGAGCAACAUUUCCCCGAAAAACUAGAAACGAUUUCCUUUCUUUUAAAUAAAUAUGAACGGUACACAAAAAAAUUGGCACGUACAAACACUCUUGCAAAAUUUUCGCAAAGAAAACAGAAUAUUGCAAAAUUGCAAACAGAUACCAAGAAAUUUCUACAAAGCAAUUCUUUUUCUGGAAACCUGUUAACAGUUUUUGAUAAAAUUUUUGACCAGCUCUGGCGUGUUUUACAAAAGAAUGAAGAACUCAACGAGAUCAUUAGGAAUUUAGAAGAUUUAGAGAACGAAGUGUCUAAUGCAGAAUUUGAAACUUCAAGUGAGGAAACGAUGCAUUAUUUAGCAACUCUUAGAAGAAAAACAGCUGCACUGAAGACAUUUAUCAAAGGAAACAAUAUGUUAAACAGAAUAUCAAAUAUUGAAGCAAAAAUCUUAACAAAAGAGUCAAAAAUACUUUUAACCAAUAUUCUGAACAACGAUAUUAAACAGCUUGGGGAAGAGAUCAGAUCUCACAAUUAUCAAAACGAUAAUAUCUUGGAGGAAAUCGACUGCAUUUUAAUUUUAAAGGAACGCAUUCACGACGUACCAGAUGAAUUCGGAGAACUAGAAGAAGUAAAAAAAAAUGCGCUAGAGCAACUCUACUUGAUAACACACCGUUUGGACAAACAACUUGCGAAAUCUGUAUUUAAGAAGCGGCAGUGGCAGAACGUUAUAAAUGUAGAAAGUUACUUUAAAAAUUUACGAAUUGAUGGUGUUCUAGACAGGGAGAGUAUUGAAUUUGUCGAAAAGGUUGUUGCUUGCGCUAAAAUUUUAGAGGAUAGCGUUAACUGUUAUUUAGGAACAAAGGAUUCUGUGGAUUACUACAUAAUUCAUGAAAGUUUGAUGCGUCUGUUGGAAGAUCUCGACGAACUAGAAUGUGAUGACGAUGCGUUAUGGGACGCAACUGUGAAGGGUAUCGAGUACAUUAAAAAAUUGAAGAAACAGUUGUUAUCAAAUGCUUCUUUUUCUGAUUGACCUUGUUUCUAGAUUUAUUCUAUUGCGAUUAUUUUAUAUGUUAAAAAAAUGCUGGCAAUAAUAAUAAACUGUUUGAUAUGUUA